AUGGAGUCACUGCGCAAGUCCUUUAGAUCCUACGGCUCCUACAUGUACACGCCAGGCAGACGACCGGCUGCCGUCGACCCCAACCCCUCCGACCUCGAGCUUGGUCUCAAUGGUUCUGGCUUACUGGGUGAUUCAAAGAGUGACAGGAAUGAUGGUUCGAGAAUGCUGAGGGAACCCAGCAUUGAGUUCUGGAAGGAGAGGAAGGAGGAAGCUCCUGAAGAAGGUCCUGGCCACUCGCCACACUGGCUAGCGCCAGAUGACCCACCGUCACGGCUGAUCAGGUGGUUCCUCCACCAGCAGCGGGCCUCUGGCAACGUGUUGCUGGACAUGGACCUGGAGAUGGAGGAGCUGCGUGGCAGCAACAGCUGGUGGGACUUGCCUCCGGUCGCCAAUUCGCCGCUGGUGCCACAGCUGCCAAGGCAAAGCCAGGACGGCUCGAGACAGUCCUUCCAGCCGCCCAUCUUGACAGGGGGCGGGCCAGGUACACCACAAAGGCAGCACAAGGGCUCGCCCAGCCAUGGCAGAGAUGGCAACACUGUCAGCAACAGCGAAGAGGAGGCUGUGACUUCCCAGCAGAAAUCAAGCCUGCUCUGCACGAAAACAAGGUCGCGGCUGAUGGACCCGCUGGAGGAGCCUGACUGGAGGUUGAGCCGGGUUCCACAGUCAGGCCAACUACAGUCUGGAAUGUUGAGGGGGGCAGGGGAUGAGGAGGAGGACGACCUGUUCUCGGAACAAGACUUGCCAGAGGAGUUCAAGAAGGCAAAGUUCGGUGCCAUGACUCUGUUACAGUGGGUGACUUUGGUCUUGAUCAUUGGCGCUUUAGUUUGUACUCUUGCAAUUCCUGCAUUGAAGCGUAGAGAUCUGUGGAAGCUGAAACUGUGGAAGUGGGAGGUCAUGGUUUUGGUCAUGAUUUGUGGGAGGUUGGUCUCUGGGUGGAUGAUUCGAUUAGUUGUGUUCUUCAUCGAGAGGAACUUUCUGCUGCGAAAACGGGUUCUGUAUUUUGUCUACGGCCUUCGAAAUGCAGUGCAGAACUGCCUGUGGUUGGGUUUGGUCUUGAUUGCUUGGCACGCUCUCUUCGACAAGAAGGUUGAGAGGCAGACGAGCAGUGACAGGUUGAGGUACGUCACUAAGGUGCUGGUGUGCUUCUUGGUGGGGACUCUACUGUGGUUGGUCAAGACACUGAUCAUCAAGGUACUGGCAUCGUCGUUCCAUGUGUGCACCUACUUUGACCGGAUCCAGGAGUCUCUGUUCGAUCAGUAUGUGAUCGAGACAUUGUCGGGUCCGCCUGUGACUGAAAUUCCGAGGACAGAGGAAGAGGAGAACUUUGAGGCCGAGUUUCAGACUUCACAGAAAGCAGGUGCGACUGUGCUGCCAGAUCUAAAGGCCGCUGCUUUUCCAACUAAAAGUGGGAUGAUAGUUGGAAGCGGAAAGCUUCAGAGAAGUCCCCGAGUGAAGAACAACAAGCUUUCUCGAGGGCUGUCAGGAAAGAGCAUGAAAGGAAUCACAAUAGAGCACUUGCACAAGCUGAAUACCAAGAAUGUAUCUGCCUGGAAUAUGAAAAGAUUGAUUAAUAUUGUGCGGCACGGAUUUUACUCGACAUUGGAUGAGCGGAUACAGGAUUCUACUCAAGAGGACGAGUCAGGAACAAUGAUCAGGAGUGAAAACGAAGCCAAAGCUGCAGCAAGGAAGAUCUUUCGAAAUGUGGCUAAGCCUAAUUCAAAGUUUAUCUACGUGGAAGACUUGAUACGGUUCAUGAGGGUCGAUGAAGCCUUGAAGAUGAUGAGUCUCUUUGAAGGAGCCGAUGAAUGCAAGAAAAUCAGCAAGUCAUGCCUGAAGAACUGGCUGGUCAAUGCUUUCAGAGCAAGGAGAGCACUUGCCUUGACCUUAAACGACACCAAGACUGCAGUCAAAAAGCUGCAUCAGGUGGUCAACGCCAUAGUCGGUAUCGUCAUAUUGAUCAUCUGGCUUCUUAUCCUGGGGAUAGCAACAACCAAGUUCCUGCUCUUUCUCAGUUCGCAGCUCCUCCUUGUCGCAUUUAUUUUCGGGAACACCUGCAAGAACAUAUUCGAGGCAAUCAUCUUCUUGUUCAUGAUGCAUCCGUAUGAUGUGGGCGAUAGGUGUGAGAUCAAUGGAGUCCAGAUGGUUGUGGAAGAGAUUAACCUCUUGACGACUGUGUUUCUGAGGGAUGACAAUCAAAAGAUUAUAUACCCAAACAGCACUCUUGCAACGAAGGCCAUUGGCAACUAUUAUCGGAGCCCUGAUAUGGGGGAUGCGGUCGAAUUCUGUGUGCACAUAUCUACUCCUGCAGAGAAGAUUGCUGCCAUGAAGAAUAAGAUAACCAGUUAUGUCAACAGCAAGAAAGAGCACUGGUAUUCCUCACAAAUGAUCAUAAUGAAGGAUAUAGAAGAGCUGAACAGCGUGAGGAUUGCCGUGUGGUUGCGCCAUAGGAUGAAUCACCAGGACAUGGGAGAGAAGUUUACGAGGCGAUCCCUCUUGAUUGAGGAGAUGGUCAAGAUGUUUAGAGAGCUUGACAUCCAAUACCGCCUGCUACCGCUUGACAUCAACGUCCGUGCAAUGCCUGCCUCGAGUUCCACACGGGUUCCUCCAGCAUGGGAAAACGCUGGCUGA
Eucalyptus grandis is the source of this 2628-nucleotide messenger RNA. Its product is annotated as mechanosensitive ion channel protein 6. Gene Ontology annotation, molecular function: mechanosensitive monoatomic ion channel activity. The coding region runs from base 1 to 2628 and encodes 875 amino acids. The record is from RefSeq and is a predicted model, not a curated record. The transcript is spliced from 5 exons. Gene Ontology annotation, cellular component: plasma membrane. Gene Ontology annotation, biological process: transmembrane transport; monoatomic anion transport. NCBI's taxonomy places the organism in Eukaryota, Viridiplantae, Streptophyta, Magnoliopsida, Myrtales, Myrtaceae.